Biomphalaria glabrata is the source of this 5962-nucleotide messenger RNA. Its product is annotated as mitoguardin-like. NCBI's taxonomy places the organism in Eukaryota, Metazoa, Mollusca, Gastropoda, Planorbidae. Gene Ontology annotation, biological process: mitochondrial fusion. The transcript is spliced from 14 exons. Bases 623 to 2353 code for a protein of 576 amino acids. The record is from RefSeq and is a predicted model, not a curated record.
AUUCUCGGGUGCAUGGAGUUAUCUCUGAUAACACAAAAAUAACAAAAAUCUAGAAUCUAGUCUAGCAUUCAACUCUAAACUCUAAUCUACGAAUCUAGAUCUAUAUUUAUCUAUAAUAUAGAUUUAGACUAAGAUUAGAUAAAUCUAGAUUAAAAAGGUUUAGACGGUCUAGAUUUAAAUUUAUGUCCGGUAAUAGAUUCUACUAUUUUUUUUCUCACAUUGCCGAUGAUCACAUUGAUUUAUCUCGACAUAUGAUUCUGAUUGAAGUGAUUCUCAUUCUGACUGACUCCGACUAGGACUCCAAUAGAAUAGAUCAUAGAUGUCAUCUAGAAACUAGAAUAGAUCUAGUCUAACUGACAUUUUUAGACAGUCUGCCAUAGGACGCACUGGCCUUGGAGAUACACAGGUUGAUUUCAUUAUAUCCAUCUUACUAUUUCUGGAGAGUGUGCUGCCAAGAUAGGCCUACAUCGGAAACAAACCAGGUUUAAAAGAGACACAAUGAAUACUUAAUCUGGAUCAUUACAAUUAAACUUUCUCAUAAAUAUUUUAGUUUCUGAAGUACCAGAUAUAAUUUGGUUUGAGUUCAUUUUUGACAUGGAUUUGUAAUAAAAAAGACAACAUUAUGAAUGUUUAUAAGAAUUUCGCGGGAUUGAAGCAUGCCCUCCCCGGUGACAUCUCACGAUUUACCAAUCUGUCCAAGCCAAUAAAGCUUACAGUUUUAAGCUUGUCUUUGGGUGUGGCCUUAAUAGGAGCACUGGCUAUGUACUUCAGAAAACGCAGGAAGCGCACACAGAUGAUCAAAAUGAAGCUGGAAACAAAGAACCAACAGCAGCAAAAAAUGCACAAUGGACCAACUCACAACCAGACUCCAGCAGCUUCUUCGCAACACCAGAGCAAGACACAGGGAGCAACCAAUGUUGUUAGGUCAUCAAGCUCUUCCUUCAGAAAGUUAAGAAGUGUACAUUUAACCAAAACUCAAACACCUAAUGGAGAAUUUCCAUCUAAAAAGAACAUGUCGACCAGUGUGGACAGCAACUACUGUGGAAGUGGAGAUGUGGGCAACUUGAUGAGGCAAAGGGCACUCUCAGCUUCACUGAAUAGCCUUGGAGGGGUCUCAAAUAACUCCAGUUCAUCCACAGUUACACAUUCAGGUCUUGACACUGCAAACAUGACCAGUGCAGAUCUUUGUCAGCUAGGUAUGGAGAAUCUGUCUCUUGCUAUCUCCUACUGGGAGGAUGCUGUGAUGAAGUUGUCCUAUCUUGACGAUCAGCAUUCUGUGUUGGCUAUUCCAGAUGAAGAUACAGCUAAUUUACAACACAGAUUAGAGAAUUUGCUAGAUCUGGCUUACCGGAUGCAGGAAAAUUAUGAGCGUCUGUGUGAGCGCCAGGUGGAGUCUAUUGCUAUAGAGUCUGCCCUGGCUGUUUUUACAGAGAGAGAUCUCAAAGACAGAAGUUUUGAUGAUGACUCCAGUGACCAAGAGUCAUUUGUUUCAGCUACAGAUAUGGCUCACCUUACAGAUCUAGAUUUUAACAGAGAUAUCUUGCACCAUGUUCCUCUGUAUGAAGCUGGCAUGCUGGAACUGAAAUAUGGAAAUGUUCCUUGUCGAUCAAUAAGACCUGAGAUGGUCCAAUGUCUUUCUGAUGUAGAAUUUCUAGCCAAGUUACAUGGCAUUAGAUUAGCAUUUCAUCACAUUUUUCAAGAAGAUAGCAGAAGAGAAUGGUUUAAAUCAAUAGGCAGAAAGAUUAUAGGAGAUCUCUUAACCAAGGCUGAAAGAGAUGUUGAUGAAUUCUACACAACCUACGACAAAAUGAUGCAGUUUAUCAAUGUGGACUCUAACUGGCCAAUGAUAGAAGAGGAGCUCAGGGGGCGGGGAGUGAGAGUGAUGUCUUUCUAUGACAUAGUCUUAGAUUUUAUACUGAUGGAUGCUUUCGAUGACUUAGCCAAUCCUCCAUCUACAGUAUUAACAGUAGUUCAGAACAGAUGGUUGUCAAAUGGAUUUAAAGAAACUGCUUUAGCUACAGCUGUUUGGUCUGUCUUGAAAGCAAAAAGAAGUCUAUUGAAGUUUAAUGAUGGCUUCAUUGCACAUUUCUAUUCCAUCACUGAACAUACAAGUCCUUUGCUAGCCUGGGGAUUCCUUGGUCCUGAUUCAGACUUGAAAGAGCUUUGCAAUUUUUUUAAAGAUCUUGUUCUUGGAUUUAUACAAGACAUUUUCAACUUUAAACAAGUUCGCUACACAACAGUGGAGGCCUUGGCAGAAGAUAUAAUCAAACUGGCCCAGUCACAAAGUGAGUUGGCUGCUGAGAGAUUGAAGUGUGGAAGUCCAGAUGUUACUCCAGUAGCUUCUUAUUGUUAAUGCAGGCAAUUAGGUGUUCUUUUAAAUCAGUAUAAAUACUUGUACCAAAUUUGUGAUACUUAUUUGGAUGAAAAACUUUGGCAUAAAUGUGGUUUUGGUUGUUACAUUUUAAAAGUAUAAUCUCGUAAAAGACUUGUGUUAGACUUAGUGUGAAUCACAGUCAAUAGGUUGUCUCUAAAAGUGUAAUUAUAGGAGUAAUUGUCAUUUAUAUUUAAAAGCUAGUAGUAAAAAAUUUGAAUAAUUUUUUAAAUGAUGUAAUCAUUCAGUAUUUUUAGUUAGUAUUCAUGAUGUAGAGGAAAUGCACCGAGAACAUAUUUCUUAUGUUGUAUAUUAUAAUGCAGCCAUAAUAUUUUAACUUUAAGCUUUAACACUAUUGACAUGGUUUAUAACUUACAUCUAAAGUAUCCUAGUGACCUUGUGCCAAGCUUGAUUUUUUUCAUGGGUAAAGUUGUCUUAAUUUAGACUUUUUGGUGGAUGUACAAGAGUAUUAUGUGAUCUACCUUAGCAGAUGUUUGGCAUCUAUUUAUAUAGUUGUAAACUUUGGGUGUGGGCCACCAGCCCUGUGUAACAAAAUUAACCUUUGACUAUUUCUUUUAGAUGUUUGUCUAAAAUCUAUGGUUUUAACAAAGUCACUAGUUUAGACAAUCUAUAAGAUGUAAAGAGUAAUUAAAGAAGUAUCUACUCAUGUCUAGUAUUCUAAGGCCAUAUGUGAAGGGGUUAAGUAUGCCUGCAAUAAGAAGAUUGUAAUUUAUUAGGUUCAGGUAGGCAAUGUUCAAUGAAACUUCAAUAUAUUGAACUGACUGUGCACAUAUCUCCUGAUAUCAUUUGAUAUUGAUGAUGUCUGGCACAAACAGGCCUAGACAUUUGAUACAUUUGUCUAGUUUAAUAUUAGCUUCCCUAAAUAUUUCAUUAAUUAGUCUUUUUUAAUCAAACCAUUCUUGAAUUAUUUUUUUUUCAUUUUAUAGAAAGAUGUUCACAUACAAAGGAAAAUUGUGCAUUCCUAGAUGUGAUAAGUUAGUGAGGUUAAACUUAUAAUAAUGCAACAUUUAGGCAGCUAACAGAAUUAAAAGUAUAUUUUAUGCAGAUUUAUUGAAAUAAUUUUUUUUUAUUCUUAGAAGCUUCUGAUAGUUUGACUUAUGUGAAUAAAAAGAAUAAAUGUGUUUAAAUAUUUUACAUGAUUUACUACAUAUUACUAGUGUCAAUAGACCUUUGAUGAUCUGCAAUUACAAAUUAAAAUGAAAACUUUCAAGAAAACCCUGAUGUAUUUAAGCAACUCUCUAAUCAUGUAAUUAAUAAUGUAAGAUACCUAACACUUUUCUUUUGAUGCUUUAUUGUCAAUUAUAUUCAGAUAAAUUGUUAGACCUUUAAUUGAUAAAAAAAAUAUGUUAUUUUAACUGAUAAGUUCUGAUUUUAUCCAAGAUUUUGUUUUAAAUUUGUAAAUAGGAACUAAGUGACUAGUAUAAAACUUGCUCUAUUUGAAAGUGCUAAUGUUAGCAAUAGAUUUAAGUAAAUUUCAUGAUAAAAGCUAUUAACCAUUUAUAUGUAGUUCAAACCUAGUGAUCUAUGGGGCAGAUGAUGUAAAGGUCAUCUGUUUCUAUAACCCAUGGUUAAUGAGGGUAUCUUGUGGCCAGCACAAUGACCAACCGCCAACUAAUGGAGCUGGGUGUAUUUAGAGGCUCCCUGAAGAUCAUGAAAUUAAAAAUCCCAGUCUUUGAACCUGGGACCUUUGGUUUGUAAACCAAGUGCUUUAUCACUCAGCCAUCAUGUCUCCAUUUCACUCAUUUAAAAGGUGUUCCUAGUUUGUUUUUUUUGUUGUUUUUUUUUGUACAGCACAACCAUUCAUUAAAUGUUUCUUACUGUUAACAUUGUCUUCUUCCUAAAAACUUUAUUUUUAUGUAUCUGGCUGGCGUUAAUAAUUUUAGCCAGUAAACUCUUGAUGUACUUACUUUGAUUACAUUCUUUCUUAGGUAUGUAUGUUUAAUAUAAGUUGAUGUCAUGAAAUAUAAUUAAUAAAUAAAAUAUGUUUAUUAUUAAAAUUUGUUAUUAGAACAAUCUGGUGAAUAUUUUUUUUAAAGACCAUUAAAAAAAAGUAAUAAGUUCUUAUGUUUGUUUUUUUCAAUUUACAUCAUAUUGUUAUAAACCUGACGAGUUACGACGAUCGGCCCAGACGAGUGUCGACAUGAUGGUUCGGGAAGGAUCGAUGUCGUGAACAGAGCUCAGGAGCGUCACGAGGGAUGUAGUCAUCUGACCACCCAGAUUGGUCGAGCGACGUUCUGUCCGGUUCUAGAAGGCCAGCAGGGACCCUAUAUAAAGAGCGAAGGUAUCAGAGACCAGUCAGUCACAACUUCCCGUUCUACAGUUUGUUACAACGGCUCAGUACAAGUCCGAGACGAGACAGAUAGACCAGUGCAAGAGUUGAUACGGCGGAGAGAUAUUUGUACAGUCUUGUGUUACGUGCUGCCAAUUGUACAGUGUUGGCUGUUAUUUAUUGACAUUACACUAUUACGUUAUUUUGAAGCCCAGAGUUGUCAAGUUCUUUAAGUUGGUGGUGUCGUUUGGUGCCAUUUGCAGCGAGCCUGGAUAGGGAGAUUCGUAACAAUAUACUUAUGAUGAUUGUUUUAGACUAAAUGAAAUCUUGCCAACUCUUUUUUUUUUUUCUUUAAAAUCAUUAAUCCCACCAAAUUUUGUAAUGGUUAGUGCUUUGUGUAAUCCUGGCUCUUGAUAUUUCUUAACCAUUUUAUCCUUUGUUAAGGAUUUCUAAUGAACAGCUGCAGCUAUAAUUUAGCUUUUUAAGUAUGAGACGAAUUUUUUUUUCCUUUUUACAAACUAUCAUCACACUUUUUCUGAUACUGUAUAAGAGCCUUUAAAUAAAAUCUAGAUUGAUAGUUCCAAUAACACAAUAGGAACCUACUCUUUCACUAAGUAUACAUACAAUUUUUAUUUUUUUAGCAUAGGUGUUUCCUCACAUGUUUCUGAUUAAUCUCUAUUGCUCAGAAUUGCAAGACACUUAUCUAAUAAAAUACAGAUGUUAUUUCAAAAAAGAAGAUUAUGUCUAGGCAUGUCCCUAAAGCAAUCUAGUCCUGGAAGGACCCAUUCUAUGCUCUAAAGGUACUACGGAGAAGGAGUGUUUUAUGUAUAAUUGCUACUUAACUUUUUAGUCUUCUAUCAUGAAAGGUCUCUAUUUUAAUGAUUUUACUAAAAGUGUUACUCUAAUCAAAUGUGAAUAUUUGUUUGUUAUGAAUCUCACAGCUCUAUUUUGUGUCUCCUCUUGUUUCUCUUAUGUUUUCUAGAGUUGAGGGGGUCCCAAACAGAGGAUGAAUCUUCUACUAUUGGUCUAACCAAGGUUAAAUAACAUGUUAUGUUCUUAUGUGAUUUGUACAAUUUUCUGUAAACAUUGUAGGACUUCAUUCUGUAUUUUUAUCCCAUGCAAUUGGACUUGUAUAAAAAAAAAAAAAGAAUUUCAAUAUAUAAUAAUACUAGACAUAUGUUACCCGCGACCCGCAGGUCUUUAUUUGCGCAUUACUGUCGAUAUAGUCACUGAGAGUGUUUUGUAAACAAUUAAACAAAAUAAUAAUGUAAUAAGUAAAGCGAAUGUGUGAAUGUAAAAAU